Messenger RNA from Akanthomyces muscarius, 933 nucleotides. RefSeq lists its product as uncharacterized. The record is from RefSeq and is a predicted model, not a curated record. The transcript has a single exon. The coding region runs from base 1 to 933 and encodes 310 amino acids. Lineage: Eukaryota; Fungi; Ascomycota; Sordariomycetes; Hypocreales; Cordycipitaceae.
AUGGAGUUCUUGGACUGGCACAAAGCAGAAAGUCACCUGGCCCACGACCAAAUGUACUUUCCGCGAAAGAAGGCAGUUGCGUAUGUGCAAGAGUUACUUGCUCCCUUGAACUACGAUUUUGCCGCUGCCUGGUUCCUCGCACUUGGUCUGGCCGAUGACAGGGCCACAGAGCCGGUCAAACGUGCUAUGGUCUACAUGGCGGCAAUUUCUGCGACCGAGGCUACCUCACAAGGUCUCCCCGCGGUGUUAUACAAGGGUGACAUGCAUGAAGCUCUAUCCAGCGCCUUUGAUACACCCGUAUUUGGAGAAGAUAGGGGCAAUGUUGUGGAAGAAUUGUGCUUCAAGGUGCAUAACUGCAUCACUUUUCUCUCUCAGUUGUGGGCACAAGGAGGGAUAUGGGCUCAGCUGGCGUUCCUUCACACCCUUCACACAGCGGACGCGACAUUCGUCGCCGAUAAAUCCGAACUAGACAAGCUUGUGUUGUCUAGUUCGGGUAACAAAGCAAUUCGCACGCUGCGGCCCGAAAUGCGCGCGGUCAUGGCACGCGUGCUGAGUAUAUGUCGGAUACUUGAACUGAAUCUCGUGCGAAAAGCACCCCUGUAUUUGCAUGAGCAGGAUUGCAGCUUCAUUCAGUCGUGUUUGAGCCUGGCAUGGCGCCAUUGCAGCUUCUUGUUGGUGGCGCCGAAAGAGUGCAACAUUUUAUUCCUUGACUUGGUCGCCGCGGCAUCCACUGGCAGUGGACAGCAUCCAGGUGAUGCGCUGCAUGUCGACUUAGCCUUCCAAAGCACUGAUACGCCAGAUGGCAAGUUGUUUCUUGCUGUGCGACAUCUGGAACGCCGUAAUGACAAGGUUCUCGCCAUCAAAGAUACAGUUGUUCUUCCAUUUGCCGUCAUUGGAAUCCCAGUGGAAUUCUACAAAAGCGUAAGACUCUAG